UUUCCAUGGCUACGGCGUCACAACAAGCGUUGCUGAAAUUAACUGGUCAUCUGUAGUCCUAAAUAAGAUACUGUAAUAAAAGAAGGAAAAUGUUGAGUUCACGAUAUUAUAGUGCGUCGAGGCUUGGCACUGACGCGAAGCCCCGUACUGCGAUGGUGGUUGAUGAAGAUGAUGAGUUGUACGCGGGGUUCAACGAGGUGGCUCCAGCUUUGGACACGCGCAACCUGCGGGAAGACCAGGACUUCCAGGAGGCACUGCGCACUGCUGGCAUCGGGAGGAAGCUGCCCAGCAGGAUGGGCACAGGGAUGACGCGCAUGGGCACAGUUUCAGUGCGCGGGAACAGUUCGCGUGCGGCCACGGCGGCGCGGCCCGUCACGGCCGUGCGAGCCGCUGGCUACACCUCUACACUGCGCGACCUGCCUGCAAGAGAUGAUGUCAAGGAGGAUAGUAUUGAAGAGCGGGUGAAACAAAUGGAAGCUCGAAUAAUGACACUGGUUGAAGAGUCGUGCAUGCUGAGCGCACGAUCAUCCGAUCCUGAUGAUGAUAAUGCGCCGAAGAAAGAAGUCGACCUGGGACAGGCUUUAGCCAAAGCACAAGAGGCUUCGGCAAUGGAAAGGCAGUUGAUUCGUAUGCAAGAACAAGCUAAUCUUGGUGAUACACAUAAUCUAGACCUGACAUUUGCUGUUCUAUGCAACUUGGCAGGCCAAUAUGCGAUCAAUGAAAUGUACACUGAAGCAUUGAAUACUUAUCAAUUGCUCACCAGGAAUAAGCUGUUCCCUCACGCCAACAGACUCAAGGUAAACAUGGGUAACAUCUAUUUCAAAAUGGGCGAGCAUCCAAAGGCCCUAAAAUUGUACAGAAUGGCGCUCGAUCAGACACCGACUGCUGAAAAAGAUUUGAGAAUGAAAGUGAUGCACAACAUCGGUCUACUCUUGGUGCGUAUGGGCAAGUUCCGAGACGCCGUCACUAACUUCCAACACAUCAUGCACGAACAAGGAGACUUUCAAACGGGCUUGCACCUCGUGCUGUGUUCGGUGGCAUUGAACGACGCUGAAGGUGCCAAGGCGGCAUUCCACGCAAUGCUCGAUGUGGAGCCGCCGACCUUCCACCAGGAUAUCACUAUAGAUGACGAAAACGACGCAUACGAGUGCGUAGUCCGUGACGUGGUCCGCGGUGACCGUCUGUCGCGCUGGUCGCGUCGCGGCGCCGCGCAUGCUGAGCGUUGUCUAGCGCUGGCAGCCGCUGCCGCCGCCAUGCAGCGCCCAGGCUCCAGGGGACCCGACUCCGGCGGCAUGUCGUGGUGCGUGGAGGCGCUGCGCGGGUACAGCGGCGGCGCGGCGGGCGCGCGGCUGGAGCUGGGCGGCGCGCUGGCGGCACUGCGCGCGAGGCCGCCGCCCGCUGCACACGCGCAGAAGGCGCUGCAGCGCCUCAAGGCCGUCGCCCGCGCGCAUCCGCACGACCGCGUGCUCCGCGCCGAAGCCAACACUGACGCUGCUUUCGUUGCGUAUGCGCUAGGCAACUGGUCGGAAGCCCGUCAGCUGAGCGAGGCGGCGUCUCGCGACGACCCGUACUCGUGCUGCGCGCGCGUCACGGGCGCGCUGGCGGCCGCCCGCGCCGCCGACGCCGCCGCGCCCGCCUGGCACCAGGCUGCUGAGCAACUCGCCGCCGCCACGCAUCUCGAUCCUGCUGAUCUUAUCGCUGCACACGAUCUUGCGCUAGCUCUAGAGCGCAGUGAUUCAGCGUCUGCGCAGGAGGGCGCCAUCGCGCGGUGGUCGCUGGUGCGCAACGCCAGCGGCGCGGGCGCCACGCUGCGGGCACUCGCUGCCGCCGGCCUCGCGCGCAGGCACCACCACAAGCACGACGCCGCCGCCGCCGACCACUGGUACAGUCUCAUUGGCAGCUGGGAUGCCGGAGUAACAUGUGCUCUAGCGCACCUACACAGCGAAAUGGGCGACAUACAAACUGCCAAACAUCAUUUCCAAGAUGUAGAAGCAGUGUGGCCAUGUGAGCUAUCGGCGCUGGAAUGGCUUGCGAACGAGGCGCCUCCCGACGUGGCGCUGCAGUACUACAGGCGAGCUGCACGAUCGCAGCCAACUAACGCUAAAUGGGGUUUGCUGAUGGGAGCGUGCCUGCGAGCCAGUGGGCGAUAUCAAGAAGCGUUGUCGCUCUACAAGAAGAUGAACUCACGGUUUCCUGACAAUGUGCAGUGUUUGAAGUUGAUAGUGAAACUCUGUGGUGAUCAAGGCCUAUCCGAGACAAGCACGUGGACGCGGGAGCUGCAGCGAGCGCAAGCCAGGGUAAAGCAGAAAGAGCAAGCGGUUACGUCAGCAGGAAGUAUCUCCUCAGGGGCCAGUCAGUCGCCCAUCGACCAGAUCAGAGGCGCCGCGCGCGUGGACAGCGCGGGGGGAGGGGGAGGGGGCAGCGCCGCCUCGCGCCGCGCUAGCGAUGCCCGCCCCGACAGCUCGCGCCCCAGCACCAGGCCAUACGCGUAUUCGAGUACAUCGAAUUCAGAUGGUUUGCAGCCGGUCAACCGGUCAAUAAACCGCUCUGAGACGAAGAAGAAACAUAUAGAAGAAUUUGACGAUGACCUACCUCUACCCCCAGAAUAGACGUUUGUGAAACUUGAAUAUGUUCAUAAUUAAACUUCUUUUGUACCUACGGA
This is a messenger RNA of Helicoverpa zea (corn earworm), 2662 nucleotides long. It is a transcript of the gene nompB, whose product is annotated as intraflagellar transport protein 88 homolog. The transcript is spliced from 19 exons. Lineage: Eukaryota; Metazoa; Arthropoda; Insecta; Lepidoptera; Noctuidae. Gene Ontology annotation, cellular component: non-motile cilium; centriole; ciliary base. Gene Ontology annotation, molecular function: kinesin binding. Gene Ontology annotation, biological process: non-motile cilium assembly; intraciliary transport. The record is from RefSeq and is a predicted model, not a curated record. Bases 90 to 2609 code for a protein of 839 amino acids.